Molecule: messenger RNA, 4184 nt
Organism: Porites lobata
Lineage: Eukaryota; Metazoa; Cnidaria; Anthozoa; Scleractinia; Poritidae
Source: the annotation of a GenBank genome assembly
GUUUUGCUAUCUAUAGAGGAAGGAUAUUUCUCUGUACGAACAACAAUGCUAUUUACAUCUUGAAGAAAGGCUACAGGACGUUAUCACAACGCUUUGAAAAAAAUCCUUCUCUUUCCAAUUUGCAAACAUACAAAACGUCAUGUAUCACUAUUAUAAGCUAAAAGUCUUAUCCUAGUUUAUCACGAACAGUUCAUAUUAUAGCAUUGGUACCAGUGCGGAAAGAGAGGGCAUCCGCUAGCGUUAGCGUGGAAGCUAAAGACUCGGAAAGUUAGUCGAAAAGAAACCUUCUACAAAGUGUUUUCAUUUUUGAUACCUAAAAUUGACUAUCUUCUUUGCUCUCAAAGCUGUUUGUUUUCUCAAUGGACAAGUUGGUCUUAAUGGUUGAAGUCUGGAUGACUUUGGUGAUCAUUUUUGGCAGUGAAAAAGUAUCAGGUACUGACUGGUUUAUUUCAGAAGAGAUUUUUCACAUUUGAUGCAUUAUAAGCUCAAUCUUGAUCUGACUCUCAAUGACCGUUUAAUUUAGUUAUUCUGGAAUAUCGUCUUGAAUAAUUGACUGAUUGAUAUUAAGCCAUUUUGCAUUUCUGAUAAUGAAGGACGAAAAAUAGGAGAUCAAGCGCGAUUAUUUGUAAGACUGUUGAAGGGCAAAGAAAAAGUGUUUAUGUGAUCCAUGAGAAUGCUUAUAACAAUCACUGCGACCGUUUUACAGGGCUUUAAAAAGGAGACGUAUUCAUGUUCAUUUCCUGAUAUUUAUGCGAUCAGUUCUGUCUAUUGCUUUGUGUACUGAAGCCUUUUGUGUAAUCCGCGUCACUUGAAAAUAUUAGCAGCAGACUGUUAACUAGCCUGUUCUAUAGUCGUUCAGAUAGUGGGGAGCGAGUUAAUCGUACCUGGGAAGCGGAAAACGAAAACGAGGAAAAACCCGAGGUCCACUAGCCUGAAUUUCAUCCGAUUACUUCGAGUUGUUAUUACUCCUUCGGUAACGACGUUACUUAGGGAGCAAUAACGACUCGAAUUAAUAGGAUGAAAUUCAGGCUAGAGCUCCACUCGUUUUUUGUUUCCACCUCAAUCAGUUUUUUCCCCCGUUCUACUAUCUGAAAGCCUGGGACCUGCUUACUGUUAUUCAGCGCGACGUCUCAGUACAGUGUGGAUGAUCAAACUAAUUUUCGCGGCUCGUUGGCAGUGGAGGUAAAGCAGAGGUUCUUAGGUUCUUGUAUUUGUGUCUUGGCGUUGGAAUGGAGAAAUGGUGGGAGACUGAAAACGGUAUAUAUGUAUGCGUCGUCUUAAUUAGAUCUAUAUAUUCCAUCGAAGGCUCCGUGCGCAUGCCUUUGGCUCGUUCUGCCUCCGCUGCCGAUUGCUUAGUCUAUAAUUUAGCCGCUCGUUUCACCUCGUUUAGUUCGGCGGUGGAUUGAAACGAGCCAAACGAACAGUAGGUGGUUAAUUAGCUUGGUGUACUGUAGUUUAUCAGAGUCGCUACAGUGCACAAAACCACAAGCCAAAUUUGUCUGAGCUGCGGGUAGAAAUUCUAAUUGUAGUUAUAGGUUCAGAGGUAUAAACCAGCCGGAAAGAGUACCUUUAUACGUUUAAAUUAGGAAAGUCAUGUAAUUUAAAACAAAAUGUGAUGCACAGAAGCGGAGAUUUGGAUUAAACUAACGGUCAAUUUGAAUAUUUCUACUGUGUAUACUGUGUUUGCCAUUACUAUUCGAUGAUACAAACGUGUUUGGCGAUAGAACUGUUAUGGAGUAAAUCUUGAUUAAGUUUAAGGCGCCGAAUUUCAUCUUGAUCGCCGCUAUUGCCAUUGUGUGAACUAGCUUAUUUUUUGUCGAUUGAGCAAAAUUAGAGUGCUCUGAGGGACAAACUCGGACAAAACUAUUAAGACAGUUCCGUCUAUUCUAUAACUACCAUCUCCUCUAAACAGAAAAAGUAAGACCCCUCUCCACCCCCUUUUCAAAGUUGUUUUGGUCUAAAAACCAACGUGUAUAAUUCUCGUGUUACCCUAGACAACAUUGGAUAAGGUGAGGGGGGAACACUGGCAUUUAGUUGACGACGGUUUCCCUUUUUCACCAGGACUACAGAAAAAAAUAGGUACAUUUGCCAUGUGUCCGUAAAAGGUUUUGACCAAGGUUGGAUCUAAGUUAGAAAAACUGUAAAGAAAUUGUGCCGCUGAACUUCAGUGUAUUAUUAUGUUGGUUUUUUGUCUGAAACCGACAGUUUAAGGAAAAUUAAGAGAGAUGUGUUAUGUUAUAAAGAAAUUUGACAUCGCUCUAAAUUUUGUAAUUUCUUCUGCCCAGUGCAAUCAUAAAUUAAGCUGACAUUGCUCUCACUAAGCUUGAAAAGGUCAGGAACAUGGAUUUACUAAAUUUCUGUUUUAGCAGAUGCUGAAGCAUGUUGGAUUUCCUACGAGAAGAUUGGAUGUUUUGAGGAUCACGGAAGUCGACCUUUUCCACAGUUAUUACUAAACAAAAGAAAAAUAAUCAACUGGGAAAACUGGAACGAGUUCCUUGAAACGUGAGUGCACUAAUAAGUCAUUUCUAUAAUUAAAGGUACCUAUAAUUUCAGUCCGCGUAACUAACAAUAGUUACGAUUGUAAUACAGUUGUUAAACCACAUUUCAUGGAAAAAUAAACUCAACCAGGGGCCGAUUAAUGAAUCCGAUAAUUUCUCCAUGCUUUCUGCCAUUGCUGAUGUCAAAGAUUUCUUCAGAACGCGUAAAAGCAUAUGUAAAUCGGAGCAUGAGCAUAGCUGUGCUCUGAUUGGUUAUUACCAAUAGGGCGUGACAAAGUUUCGGCGAAAAUCAUUUCUAUAAAUAACCUAAGACGAGAAAGGCUUUACUCAACUCGGCUCUUGACUCAACCCGGCAACAAAUGAUGUCACCUUCGGGACGAACCCCUGCCACACUGAGGUGAGUCCUCUCACCGCUUUGCAAAAAUCAGUUUUUGAUUCGUUCCGCUCGCAGGUUGGUGUGCGAGUGCGCUAACGUAACUGCUGCCGCUGGCUACACAUAUUUUGGUAUUCAGUUCUUUGGCGAGUGUUGGACAGGAGAGAACCCGGAUGUGGCAUACGAUUCUGGUGGAAAAUCAAAUUCUUGUUUUGGUCAAAAUUUUCUCCCAUGCGAUGCCUCCUUCUCAAGCUGUGCAGGAGAAGAAAACGUGAACUACGUUUAUAGGAUUAAUUUGGGCCAGUCGUCUCCAGGUAAAUUAAUAACCAUGUAUAAACGUAAAAGCAAGUGUUCAUUGAUUUUUGUACGGAGUGUGUCACCCCUUCGUUUUAAUGAAGUGAUUUUUAAGGACGGUCGUUACUACGUAAAGGUCAUUACCCCCUGAAAAUUGUUUGAUUUUAAAGUAAAUUUUCUUCAUUAGCAUAUAGAAAAAUGAACAAAGAUUAUUGCAAAAAAUAUAAAUGCUGAUAUUAUGGUCUAUAUUUUUGAGCCCUAAUGUCCGGAGUCCAAUUCGGUCUGUUAUCAUACAGCAGUGAUUACGUGUAAUCAUAAGGGCGACCGCAUAGCAGGAAUCCGGUAUGUUCAAUCCAAGCUUGCAUGAUUAUAGACCAAAUUGGACGACAAGAAGUCCGUUUCCAAUACGCCAUUUCCGAGUUCUUCCGGGCCUCAGUAUCAAAACGAGGUUAAGUGCUCAGCCUUUGAUAUGGAAAUGAUUUUUCAUUCUCAUACAAGUAAAACUCAAUUCCACAAGAAAGGUUGUGCACUUGGCCUCAUUUUGAAAGUGAGGGUUACUUAGUUAUCGGUAUAACAAAAUUUGUGAUAUUUUUUACUUUUUUGUAAAAGUAAAACACAAGAAACUCCCAGAGAUUUUUGCUAGCAGUGAAAAAAAAAAUAAACAAACAAACAAUAACAGCAACAACAACUAUAGAAAAACAACCAAAAAAACCAUUCAAGUGCGAGCGAUGGGGCUGUCCAAUACUCAGGUAUCAUGACCCGUACUGAGUGCUAAAAUCGGGACAGUUGAUAGCCAGUCAGAUUUAAGAAUUUUGUUAUUGUUAUGAUUAAGGAAAAAAAACAUCUCAAACGCGAAUUAAAUAGAUUAACUACAUCCUCUUCUUUUCUUUGUAGCUUGUGAAGACAUAGAUCCCGGCAAAUGUCAAGAGUUUCGACUCUUUUGCAACGUUUACCCGAAUAUCAAAUCACAAUGUCCUUUGACUUGUAAUUCGUGUGAAACUACAAGAAAUCUUCAAUGA